CAGCUUAAAUGCCCACAGCCCACACCCUCUAACGGCUGCCCAGCUAUGCUGCUCUGGGCUGCAGCAACCUGGGGGCUAUUUCCCUGGAGGGGCUACUGCUCCAGAGUAAGGCAGGGCAGACUCAGCAAGGACUUUGUGGAGGCCCUGAAGGCAAUUGUGGGGAGUUCCCACGUGUCUACUGCUGCCAGUGCCCGGGAACAGCACGGGCACGAUGAGUCGAUGCACAGGUGCCAUCCUCCGGAUGCUGUGGUGUGGCCCCAGAACGUGGAGCAGGUCAGCCGCCUGGUGGCCCUGUGCUACCACCAAGGUGUUCCCAUCAUCCCCUUUGGCACCGGCACUGGGCUCGAAGGUGGAGUCUGUGCCAUGCAGGGUGGUGUCUGUGUCAACCUGACCCACAUGGACCGCAUCUUGGCGCUCAGUCCAGAAGAUUUCUCUGUGGUGGUGGAACCCGGCGUCACCCGCAAAGCACUCAACACCCACCUGCGGGACUGUGGCCUCUGGUUUCCUGUGGACCCCGGUGCGGACGCCUCUCUCUGUGGCAUGGCGGCCACUGCGGCCUCGGGCACCAACACCGUGCGCUACGGCACCACCCGGGAGAACGUGCUGAACCUGGAGGUGGUGCUUCCCGGCGGGCAGGUGCUCCACACCGCGGGCCAGGGCCGUCACUUCCGGAAGAGCGCAGCUGGCUACAACCUCACUGGGCUGUUUGUGGGCUCGGAGGGGACACUGGGUCUCAUCACAGCCGCCACCCUGCGCCUGCAUCCUGUCCCCGAGGCCACAGUGGCUGCCACCUGUGCAUUCCCCAGUGUCCAGGCAGCUGUGGAUAGCACUGUGCACAUCCUCCAUGCUGCAGUCCCCGUGGCCCGCAUUGAGUUCCUGGAUGAGGUCAUGAUAGAAGCCUGCAACAGGCACAGCAAACUGAACUGCCCUGUGGCACCCACUCUCUUCCUCGAGUUCCACGGCUCCGAGCAGGCACUGGCAGAGCAGGUGCAGCAGGCAGAGAAGAUCACCCAGGACAAUGGAGCCUCCCACUUCUCCUGGGCCAAGGAGGCAGAGCAGCGCAGCCGGCUCUGGGCUGCCCGGCACAAUGCCUGGUACGCAGCCCUGGCCUUGCGGCCGGGCAGCAAGGGCUAUGCCACGGAUGUUUGUGUUCCCAUCUCCCGGCUGCCGGAGAUCCUGGUGCAGACCAAGGAGGACCUGAAGGCCUCGGGGCUCACAGGAUGCAUUGUGGGACACGUGGGCGACGGUAACUUCCACUGCAUCCUGGCGGUAGACCCGGAGGAUGCCGAGGAGCUCCGCAGGGUUGAAGCCUUCACUCACCAGCUGGGCAGGCGGGCACUGGCACUCCACGGGACAUGCACUGGGGAACAUGGCAUUGGGCUGGGCAAGCGGCAGCUGCUGCAGGACGAGGUAGGCACUGUGGGUAUGGAGACCAUGCGGCAGCUCAAGGCCAUGCUGGACCCCCGAGGCCUCAUGAACCCAGGCAAGGUGCUGUGAGGGGCUCCCAGCACAUGGCCCACAAGGCCAAUGGAACAGCCUAUCUGGACUCUGUCUUCAUACCACAGAACAGCUCUGCCUUCGCCUCCUAUCUGAAGGCGACCGAGGCCACAGAAUGGGAAAGAAGUCUAAAGGCCUGGCUCCUCCCUGGCCCCCUGGCCGUCCUCGGGAGCCUUUGGUCCAUUAAACGGCUCAGAGUCACUCCUGGUGAA
Artibeus jamaicensis (Jamaican fruit-eating bat) is the source of this 1709-nucleotide messenger RNA. It is a transcript of the gene LDHD, whose product is annotated as lactate dehydrogenase D. NCBI's taxonomy places the organism in Eukaryota, Metazoa, Chordata, Mammalia, Chiroptera, Phyllostomidae. Gene Ontology annotation, molecular function: FAD binding; D-lactate dehydrogenase (NAD+) activity; D-lactate dehydrogenase (cytochrome) activity. The transcript is spliced from 11 exons. Gene Ontology annotation, cellular component: mitochondrion. Bases 46 to 1497 code for a protein of 483 amino acids. The record is from RefSeq and is a predicted model, not a curated record. Gene Ontology annotation, biological process: lactate catabolic process.